AAAAGAAAUUGCGAAAACAGAUUGAAGCAGAGCAGAGCAGAUUUUAGCAAAGCAGAGCAAAACAGCUCAAAAACAGGGCCUAAGUGAUAGAUUUUUUUUAUUUUUGUUUUUUAUUUUUUAUUUUUUUAAAAAAAAAACAUGUUAACAAACUAUAGUUAAUCAGUUAUGGACCCUACAAUUAGGUAUUCACCUGGACCCACCUACUAAAUCUACUUCACCAUCAACACCUGAAGGACAACGAAACCACUGUCCACUGAUGAUGACGAACACCUUCAACCCACCUCCAUUGAAGGACCUUCUCAAAUCUCCAACCUUCAUCAAAAUCACUCUUUUCUCUCUCCUCUCAAUCUCCCUCUUCUUCCUCUUCUUCUCCUUCUCUUCCUCCCCCUUUCCCCUCAAAGCUCUCACUCCUUCACCACCAUUGCCGCCAUUUCCGUUGCUCGAGAGAACAGGCAUUGUCGACGAAAAUGGCGCCAUGGUUGAUACCUUCAAUGUCGGGAAGAUCAACCCUUUAUCCUCCGAUGAAAUGCUUGCUAAUAUCACUCGGAAAUUCGAGGAGAGAGAAAAUGAGAAGAAGGAAAUUAGGGUUAGGGUUUUGGAGAAGUAUAAGGUGUGUAAUGAGAGUAUGAGGGAGUUUAUUCCUUGUUUGGAUAAUGUUGAUGUGAUUCGUCGUUUGAAUUCGACGGAAAGAGGGGAGAAAUUUGAGCGGCAUUGUCCUGAGAUUGGGAAAGGUUUGGAUUGUUUGGUUCCUGCUCCUCCGAAGUACCGGUCUCCGAUUCCAUGGCCUCAAAGCCGUGAUGAGGUAUGGUUUGAUAAUAUACCUCACACACGGCUGGUUGAAGAUAAAGGAGGCCAGAAUUGGAUAUUAAUUAAGGGAGAGAAAUUUGUGUUUCCUGGUGGUGGCACACAAUUUAUUCAUGGUGCUGAUCAAUACUUGGACCAAAUUUCAAAGAUGAUUCCUGACAUAAAAUUUGGCCAUAAUACCAGAGUUGUCUUGGAUAUUGGUUGUGGGGUGGCUAGUUUUGGUGCAUUUUUGCUGCAGCGUAAUGUUAGUACUCUUUCUAUAGCUCCAAAAGAUGUUCAUGAGAACCAGAUUCAAUUUGCACUUGAGCGUGGUGUGCCAGCUAUGGUAUCAGUUUUUGCUACACACCGUCUGUUGUAUCCAAGUCAAGCUUUUGAUUUGAUUCACUGUUCAAGGUGCAGAAUAAAUUGGACACGUGAUGAUGGAAUCUUGCUUCUUGAAGUUAAUAGAAUGUUGAGAGCUGGAGGAUAUUUUGCUUGGGCAGCACAGCCAGUCUAUAAGCAUGAAGUUAAAUUGCAAGAACAGUGGAAAGAAAUGGAGAAUCUUACAUCGCGCAUUUGCUGGGAACUGAUAAAAAAGGAAGGUUAUAUUGCUAUAUGGAGGAAGCCUUUGAAUAACAGCUGUUACCUGAGUCGUGAAGCUGGAGCACAACCUCCACUUUGUGACCCAAAAGAUGAUCCAGACAAUGUUUGGUAUGUAGGCCUGAAGGCCUGCAUUACAAAGAUACCUAAUAAUGGAUCUGGAGCUAAUGUGUCCACUUGGCCUGAGCGCCUACAUCACCCCCCAGAUAGACUGCAGACAAUUCAGAUGGAUGCCUUCGCUGCCAGAAAGGAACUCAUGAAGGCAGAGUCAAAAUAUUGGAAGGAAAUUAUACAAAGUUAUAUUAGUGCCUUUCGCUGGAGGGAGUUGAAGAUACGGAAUGUAAUGGAUAUGAGGGCUGGUUUUGGAGGGUUUGCUGCUGCAUUACACGAAUUUGAUCUUAAUUGCUGGGUUAUGAAUGUGGUCCCAGUCAGUGGGUUCAAUACCUUGCCAGUAAUAUAUGAUCGUGGUCUCCUUGGAGUUAUGCAUGACUGGUGCGAGGCAUUUGAUACUUACCCAAGGACAUAUGACUUGCUGCAUGCAUCCGGUCUCUUUUCGAUUGAGAGGAAAAGAUGCAAUAUAUCCACCAUCAUGCUUGAAAUGGAUCGUAUACUAAGACCAGAUGGCAAAAUUUAUGUACGAGACUCAAUCUCUGUUUUGGAUGAGCUUCAAGAGCUUGCAGCUGCAAUGAGCUGGGUAUGCUUUCUUCAUGACACAGGCGAGGGUCCUCAUGCUAGUUGGAAGAUCUUGAGAUGCAGCAAGAAACGAUAACCCCUUUUAGCUAAUAAUUGUUGAAACAUCUUGCAACUUUUUCUCUCCUCAAUUUAUCACAUAAAUUGUUGUUAACGAGCUAGGGGUCAAUAUAGCAUAGCUUAACCCCACUGUAGUAUACCUGUAUCAUAGUUUUUAUUUGAAUAGGCAUAAUCGUAUCAUACUAAUACUUUGAAUUUUGAGAUCACACCUCCAAAGAUUGGAGCAUAGAAAGAUUACACUUACUGAACUGUAGCCUUAAUCAAGGCAAAACAAAUUCAGUACCUUGUAAACAUUCAACCAAGAAAAGUUUGUUGUGUAGUUAUGUUAUUGAUCUA
Messenger RNA from Chenopodium quinoa (quinoa), 2469 nucleotides. Its product is annotated as probable methyltransferase PMT10. Gene Ontology annotation, cellular component: trans-Golgi network; endosome; cytoplasm. Lineage: Eukaryota; Viridiplantae; Streptophyta; Magnoliopsida; Caryophyllales; Amaranthaceae. The transcript is spliced from 9 exons. Gene Ontology annotation, molecular function: methyltransferase activity. The record is from RefSeq and is a predicted model, not a curated record. The coding region runs from base 257 to 2152 and encodes 631 amino acids.